UCUUCCUGGUUUGAAUAUAACAUUGUGGACAUAUGAAUUAUACAAAGUUUGUUAAGUUUAAAGCUGAAUAAUGGAGAUAAAGGCUCAAAACGUUCUUUUGAAAAUAGUAUUGUUCGUGUUCUUCGGAUUUUAUAUGUGCGGUGGUACCCAGUGCGAUUCCAACUGCAAUGACUGUGACACCAGUGAGUCCUCUGGAUCAUGUCGUAACUGCCGAGACGGUUUCUAUCCAAUCAAUUUUAAUUGUCAAACUUGUACUUAUCAAAAUUGCAAAACAUGUUCUAAUGCGUCAAACUGUGACUCCUGCAAAGACGGUUUUUGGGGUGAACACUGUGAUGGACAAUGUGCAGAAGGGUGUGUUGAUAGAAAAUGCAAUAUUAAUAACGGUUUUUGUUCUUGUCUUACGAACUUUUACGGAAAUAAAUGCGAUGGAAUAUGUUCGGACCGUUGCGUUCCUUCCACUUGCUUUGGUAAUAGUGGUAAUUGUGUGUGUAAACAAGGAUAUUUUGGGGGAGCGUGUCGCUCACAAUGUGGCAAUUAUUGCACCGAUUGUACAAAUAUCACGUCAUGUUCAUUGUGUGAAAUAGGGAAGUUUGGUGAUAAGUGUCAAUUAUUGUGUCAAUGCGAUGGCAAUACAUGUGAUAUUGUAACAGGGGACUGUCUCCAUUGUGGAACAGACUGUUUGUCUUGCAAUAAUAACGUGUGCGCUUUAUGUGUAAGCGGAAAAUAUGGAGAUCGAUGUGAGCACACGUGCUCGUCGACUUGCUAUGAUGUGUGUGACAAUCAAGGUCAUUGUCAGUCGUGUAAGUCAGGGUAUUAUGGUCAUCAAUGUGAAUUUGGAUGCAAUUGUGAGUUUGGGUGCGAUAAAGUUCACGGCAAAUGUGAAAUUAAAGCUUGUCCAAUCAACUGCAAUGGUACCUGUGAUGAUUCUACACAGAUAUGCAAUGCAUGUAAUGAUGGUUAUCACGGACCAUAUUGCAAUAUAACGUGUCCUGGUUUGUUUUGUCUUGGUAACGAAUGUAAACGAGAGAGUGGGGUGUGCUUAAACGGAUGCAGAGAUGGUUACUUCGGAACUAUAUGUGAUCAGGAAUGUUCUCAAGGAUGCCGAAAUAAUUCAGGAACAAUAUGUGAUCUAGAAGGUGCAUGUCUUGGAGGAUGCACUGAAGGAUACGUUGGCAAAAGAUGCAAAUCAGACACACGAACGGAUGAGUUAUUGAAUACUUCAAGUACUUCAAAUACUUCAACUAUUGCUGCAAUUGUUGGAGGCAUAGGGGGUGUUGUUGUAACUGCUGCCCUUGUAGUGACGAUCCUUUUCUUGCUCAGAAAAAGGAAAACCCGAAAACCGUACGAGGAAUACACAGACGGUGUUGGUAACGAAUAUAACACAAUCGGACCUGUUUCUGAUGGAACUCCUAAGACGAAAACAUUCCCAAAGACAUCAGAAUAUAGUCCUACUAGGUAUGACACAGCUGCAAAUAUUGUAAUGAUCGGUGAAAAUUUGGAAGCACCAGAAGAGGAGGAACUUGAAAUAGAUUUGGACGAAGAGAGGCGAACACAGAAAAGGAAACUGGCCAAGAAGGUUGAGGAGAACGUUUACUACAUCGGUAUACAGGAUAUCGAGAAACGGAAAGUGAAGGUGGAGGAACUGGCAGCUUUUGUGGCUGGAAAGACUCUUGAUUACUAUGAGGAGGAAUUUGAUAAAUUCUCUGACGGCCUCACAAGAAGCUGUGACGUUGCCAAAUUACCUCGAAACAGAGAAAAAAACAGAUACAAAGGAUUAUAUGCCUAUGAUGAUACAAGGGUGAAAGUGAUUGGUUUUGACACUGAUUACAUCAAUGCUAACUACAUCGAUGGCUUCAAGGAGAGAAAUGCGUAUAUUGCUUCGCUUGGUCCAAUGUCGAAACAGAUGGGAGACUUUGGCAUGUUCUGGAAUAUGAUUUCGCAACAGAAGGUGGAGAAGAUCGUCAUGGUUACCAACCUGAUGGAGGAAGGGAAAGAGAAAUGUGAGCAGUACUGGCCCAAUGUUGGGAUCACUAAAGACUACAGCGGGGUGAAGGUCACCUGUCAGAGCGAGGAUGCGUAUGCAGAGUUUACGAGAAGGUUGCUGCUCCUAAAUGAUGGUAAAUCUGAGAGGCAGUUGCACCACCUGCACUUCACGGCCUGGCCUGAUAGGGGAAUCCCAGAGGACGUCACAGCGCUGAUUGAGUUCCGACAUAGAGUGCUUAAUUCUCCUGCUCACCUCGACGGUCCAACGCUGGUCCAUUGCAGUGCGGGAAUCGGUCGAACAGGGACAUAUAUUGCGUUAGAUAUUCUAACAAAGGAAGGCAAUUCGAACAAGGCCGUUGAGAUUCCAGGAUGCAUCAUGAAUAUGAGACAGAACAGGCCAAACAUGGUCCAGACAACGGAACAGUACGAGUUUCUACACCUUGCACUGGUUCACACCCUGUCUUUUAACUGUGAGCAGAUACCAGAAAAACAGUUUCAGGACUACAUGAUCGAGACAAGCAAAGGCGAUCUUAUCAGGCAAUUUAAGAAAAUUAUGGACACCCCCCACGUUCACACUGACGAUGAAAUCGUUGCUAAAAAACGAAACAAGUCUGAGAAAGGAAAGAACAGAAGUGUGGCAGAUAUCCCAGGCGAUGAAUACCGCCCUCGACUAUAUCUGGGAAUAAGACAUGGUGAUUCAGAUUAUGUCAACGCUGUCUUUGCUCAUGCGUUUCAGGCGAAACGGAAGUACAUUGUCGCCCAGUCUCCGUUGCCAAAUACUGUACAGGAUUUCCUUACAUUGGCUUACCAAGAAAAUUGUUCAUGCAUUGUCAGCUUUGAGCAAAGUGACGGCAAAAAGGAUAUAGGUGAAUAUUAUCCAGCGGACAAUCAAGUGCUCAAGAAAGGUCAACUGUCUAUUUCAUGUGAGAGGGAUAAAGUCAAGAACGAGUACAGUAUUCAGAAAUGGCUAACUAUUGAGUUCAAGGGAAGCACACAGGGUGAAGGUGGGAAGAGUACACUGCGACACUUUGAGUUUACCGACUGGAACCUGACUGGAAAUGUUCCAUGCAGCCCUGCUAACUAUGUUGCAUUUUUGAGAGAUGUCAAAAUGGCAUCGUCCAAUGCGCCUGUUCUUGUCCACUGCAGGGACGGAGGUAGUAAGAGCGGGCUGUUCUGUGUUAUGGCAUUCCUCAUGGAGAAGAUGGAAGUAGAGCUCGAGGUCAGUGUGGUUAACGCAGUCAGGAAGGUCAAGGCCAGGAGACCCAACGCCGUGGCCAAUCAGGCACAGUUCGACUUCUGCCAUGAUUGUGUUCUGGAGUUCGUCCGUUCGUUCAAACCAUACUACAAUUUCACAGGAGAUAUAAAAUGUGGAUUGGAAAACAAUACUUAAUUAUCUUGAUUUGUUAUAUUGUCGUCAAAUUCUGAUAUGUUUUGUUUGUUUUAGAUUGUAUACCAUUGUGUAAAGUUUGGGGCACUUCAAGUUUAGCGGUUCCCACAAUAUAAGUAUUCCAAGUUCAAACAGCUAACACAAUUAUCUGGGCUAUAUUUAGAAUACAUAAUUCCAACAGUUAUUUGAGUUCACCGCUCCCAGCCAGCCCUGAUUUACUCGUGAAGUAAAAUAAUUUUAUUUGCGCGGUACCAACAGGGACAUCUAAAUGGUAUCUACUCAAAAUACUUAUGUGAACAUACUUUUAGCAUAUUGUUAUAUCUACUCGUAUAUUAGCUACCACUACGUACUUAAGUAAAUAAAGCCAACUGCUUCGUUUGUACAUCAUAUGAACGUUUCGUUUUUGGAUUUUGUUGAACUGUAGUUAUGACCCUAACAGUACGGCUUUAUCUAUUCACAGAUGUGUUUUAUUUAUACACACGUUUCUGCAUUCAUCUGCUUAAUGCUAAUUCUAUAAAUCUGAGCGUGUUUCCUUUUUAGUUUAAACUUAAAUGUGUAAGAACUUCUGCAACAUGUGAAUAGGUUCCUUUGUUAAGUGGAAUAUGGACACAUGUAUCUAUAUUGCAGAGAUGAGAUUCUUUUCUGUAUUGCUCAUAACUACCCAGCGCGUUCACAGUUUCAAAUACGCCAAGGAGUGGUUCCGCUCAAGGGACAGGCUGCGGUAUUGUUAUAAGUAAUGUUAAACCGUAUAUUAACUGCCGCUUUGUAUCGCUAUUUUCGUUUAAUUACAUAAUGGCUUUGUAAUGAUUAUGCUUUGAUGAGUGGUGUACUAAUUAAAAAUCUAAACAUU
This is a messenger RNA of Mya arenaria, 4220 nucleotides long. RefSeq names its product receptor-type tyrosine-protein phosphatase kappa-like. The coding region runs from base 71 to 3373 and encodes 1100 amino acids. Gene Ontology annotation, molecular function: protein tyrosine phosphatase activity. The record is from RefSeq and is a predicted model, not a curated record. The transcript is spliced from 21 exons. Gene Ontology annotation, biological process: protein dephosphorylation. Lineage: Eukaryota; Metazoa; Mollusca; Bivalvia; Myida; Myidae.